Molecule: messenger RNA, 591 nt
Organism: Onychomys torridus (southern grasshopper mouse)
Lineage: Eukaryota; Metazoa; Chordata; Mammalia; Rodentia; Cricetidae
Product: glycosylation-dependent cell adhesion molecule 1-like
Exons: 4
Source: RefSeq, a predicted model, not a curated record
AUGAAAUUCUUCACUGUCCUGCUGUUGGCCAGCCUUGCCACAGCCUCUCUUGCUGUCCUGCCUGGGUCUGAAGAUGAACUCCACAUGAAGACUCAGCACACAUCUGCCAGUAAGUCCCAUGAGAGCAUCCCUUCUUCCCAGUCCAUUCCAACCAGCCACAACAGCAAGGAGAGUACUUCCAAAAAGGACUCUUCCAUCUUCAGAGAACAGCUGGUUUCCGAAGAUAACGUGGUGAUAGAAUGUACCAAAUCUAAGAGUCAAAAGGCCCAGGCUGGGCUCAGUAGUGGGGCUUCUCAGCUGGAAGAGACCACAGGAUCCACCACCUCAGCUGGUAUGAGCUAGAGAAGAAGGGAAAUAUCUGGGGAGCACUGCAAGAAGCUUUUCCCGGGGUGGGGUGGGGGUCAUGGAGGUGUGAACAGAGAACCUGCCCUAACUGGACAUUUCUAUUUUCAAAUUACAGAAACCACCACAGAGGGAAAACUGACUAAGUUAAACCAGGCAAUGGAAAAAAAUGUGGAUAAAAUAAUUAGAAAAGUUGUGAGUGGUGUGGAAGACAUAAUCCCUGGUGCCAAUGAUAUCACGAGCCAAUGA